GAGAGGGCGUGGGGGAGAGCAGGAGGUGACUAUGAGGAGGAGAACAGGGAGGACACUGGCAGGCGGCUCAAACGAGCCCACCUGUCGAGCAGGUGAUGGAGCGCGAUCACCUGAGCUCUCCCGAAUGGCAGGAGAACAGGGUCGAAGGUGGUUCCCGCGUUUUCCUCACGGCCGCUAGAGGGGAUCCCUCCAGGUGAACGCCAAACUCUAACCCCAGGGCUCUCGCCUCUACGCUUCAAGCAAGCUUUACCAGGGCUGUCUCCCGACCGGGUUAUGUCCCGCCCAUCUCCUGCUCGAAGCCACUCUCCUGUGCUAAAACCCUGCCAGUUUUUGACUGGCGGGCAGCCUGGCAAAUCAAAUCGCGGCUCUUGGAAGCAAAACACUACAGCAGCCUGGCGAAGCCCCGAGUUCGGAAGGACUUUCAGGAGGCUGUGCCUCCGGGUUGCAAGAAGCGGCCAAGUCGUUUCUCAGAAAUCUGUGAUAGGCGGACCUGAGAGGAAACGCCGCAGAGUGCCACAAGAAGCAGAAGGCACACCCCUGCCUGCCUGGGAGACAGAACUUGGAGGAGGAGGUGGCGGCAGUGCAUCUGCCAGAAGAGUCUAGAGAAACGCUUCUUCGGAAGGAAGAGAGGGUUGACGGAAGGAGCUGAAGCCGCGAGGAGACAUGGCUUCGGGCUCCAGCCCGGCUUCGCAGCAGCUGUGCUCUCAGCCAGGCGUGUGCCACUAGGACAGCAGCCAUGGACGGAGCCCGCAGCGCGGUCCUGCAGGUGCAGCCACUCCCACCCACCGGCAGUGCUACUCCUGUGAGCGAGGGAUCCUUCUCCUACAAGGAGAACUUGAUUGGUGCCCUCCUGGCCAUUUUCGGACACCUUGUGGUCAGCAUUGCACUUAACCUUCAGAAGUACUGUCACAUCCGUCUGGCAGGCACCAAGGACCCCCGGGCCUACUUCAAGACCAAGACAUGGUGGCUUGGGCUAUUCCUGCUGCUGCUGGGGGAGCUGGGCGUGUUCGCCUCCUACGCCUUCGCUCCCCUCUCGCUCAUCGUGCCCCUCGGCGCAGUCUCUGUUAUAGCUAGUGCCAUCAUAGGGAUCAUAUUCAUCAAAGAAAAAUGGAAACCAAAAGACUUCCUGAGGCGCUACAUCCUGUCCUUUGUGGGCUGCGGCCUGGCCGUUGUGGGCACCUACCUGCUGGUGACUUUUGCACCUAAUAGUCACGAGAAGAUGACGGGCGAGAACAUUACUAGGCACCUUGUGAGCUGGCCUUUUCUGCUGUACACGCUCCUGGAGAUCGUGCUCUUCUGCUUGCUGCUGUACUUCUACAAGGAGAAGAAUGCCAACAACAUCAUUGUCAUUCUCCUCUUGGUGGCCUUGCUCGGCUCCAUGACAGUGGUGACAGUCAAGGCUGUAUCUGGAAUGCUGGUCCUGUCCAUCCAAGGGGACCUGCAGCUCGACUACCCCAUCUUCUACGUCAUGUUUGUGUGCAUGGUGGCCACCGCCAUCUACCAGGCUGCGUUUUUAAGUCAAGCCUCCCAGAUGUACGACUCCUCUCUGAUUGCCAGCGUGGGCUACAUCCUGUCCACAACCGUGGCCAUCACAGCAGGUGCCAUCUUCUACCUGGACUUCAUCGGGGAGGAUGUGCUGCACAUCUGCAUGUUCGCGCUGGGGUGCCUUAUUGCCUUCCUGGGUGUCUUCCUCAUCACUCGAAACAGGAAGAAGGCCAUUCCAUUUGAGCCCUAUAUCUCCAUGGAUGCCAUGCCAGGUAUGCAAAACAUGCAUGACAAGGGGAUGGCAGUGCAGCCCGACCUCAAGGCGUCUUUUUCCUACGGAGCCCUGGAAAACAAUGACACCAUCUCUGAGAUCUACGCACCUGCCACACUGCCAGUCAUGCAAGAAGAACACGGCUCCAGGAACACCUCUGGGGUUCCCUACCGAGUUCUGGAACACAACAAGAAAGAAUGAGCUCCUCCAGAACGUGGUUCACGUAUCCCGGAUUUGUGACCGCUUAGGCACAGUUAACAGUGGUCUGCCCCCGAUUCUUGCUUUUCCAAAUCUGCUUUUUUUUUUUUUUUUGACUGAGACAGUAAUGGGCGGGCACAGUAGACACGGGGUAUGUUGUCUUGGUUUUGCACAUUUCCCAUGGUGAGUUGUGGAUGAAAGCAGCGUUCUCGGUGGGCAGUCUGAUCGCAUAGCCUCUGCCACCCUUCAGGACACUGAGGGUCCCCAGUCAAGGACCAAGGGUUGCCACCUGCUUAGAGCUAGCGUGAGACAGAGACUGCAUUCUCAUUGUGCAAACCCAGCGGAAGACUGGUGUGACUCACGUCUCCCAGCUUCCCCUGCCUGCCGUGCACGCCCGCUUUAGCCCAUCCCACUCCUAGAUCCUUGUGCGCAGUGGCAUCCAUGCCAACCCCAGCUGAAAGAUUCCCCAUCCAUGCUCUGGCCAGGUAUGCCUGCCUGCCAAGUGUCUGUUAGAGACGCACUUCAUGUGUGUAUAAAGGAUCCACUUGGAAAACUGGCCUGGGUCUGGGCCCAUGGUAACUUCAUGGUGGCUGUUCCCCAAACCGCCCCCCUGCAAGGAACUAAGAAGAAUGAAAAAGGGGGAGGAGAAUAGGAGGGAUAGGAGCAAGGGGCUGAGACGUAAACCACAAAAGAGGAAAGUCUCUGAAUCUUCCAGAAGGCAAAUGCAUGGCAUGUAAAAGGAGACAGAACUUCUCGCUGUUUAACGGGUUACUUUUUUUUUCCUGCCUCCCGCCACCCCGAACCCCAGGCAAGAUCCAAAUCAGGUGGGGCUCACUGUGGAGAGCUGCCUUCUCUCCUCUGUAGAGCCACCCACUGACACUGCUUCAGGUCACUGGGGUCCUCUGGCUCUACCUGCAGGUCUAGGAGAAUUCAGCCUUCGCAAACCUGCCCUAGCCAUGGCACAACAGAAUUCCCUUAGACUGACAGCAGCCUGUCAAAGAAGACAAGGAGAGCUUUGACAACCUAGAGGAGGAUGAAGAUCCCUGGGAGUUCACUUAGAGGGCAUUCUCCCACCCCUAGCUGCAGGGCUGCUGAGUAGAGGGCACUCAGAACUGACUCUGCAGUUGACCUUGAUGUCUGGAGUCUGGAGACCAUAGGCUGAGACCCUAGCUUCCCCCAACCUGUUCCCUGGCCUACUGCUCCCAAGCUGUAGCCUUGUCCCUCCCACAAAACACCUCUUCCAUUGCACCUGCUGCUUCCCAAGGCAGCUCUCAACCCACAGUGUUCCCAGACCAGUGUUCAGAGAUGGUAUAUCUGUGGGUCGUGCUUUCUGCUGACUCAGUCCCCUGCUUUUGAAGACUCCCAUCUGUUGCUGCAAUAACCCUGCUGUGUUAUGUCUGAGAGACCCAAGAAGGCAACAGUUGACUUCAUCCUCGGACUGUGUGUGAAGUAUCCAGG
Messenger RNA from Ochotona princeps (American pika), 3412 nucleotides. It is a transcript of the gene NIPAL3, whose product is annotated as NIPA like domain containing 3. Bases 737 to 1957 code for a protein of 406 amino acids. Gene Ontology annotation, molecular function: magnesium ion transmembrane transporter activity. Gene Ontology annotation, biological process: magnesium ion transport. The record is from RefSeq and is a predicted model, not a curated record. The transcript has 12 exons. Lineage: Eukaryota; Metazoa; Chordata; Mammalia; Lagomorpha; Ochotonidae. Gene Ontology annotation, cellular component: membrane.